Molecule: messenger RNA, 1383 nt
Organism: Sardina pilchardus (European sardine)
Lineage: Eukaryota; Metazoa; Chordata; Actinopteri; Clupeiformes; Clupeidae
Product: protein unc-93 homolog A-like
Exons: 8
Coding region: 1-1383 (460 amino acids)
Source: RefSeq, a predicted model, not a curated record
AUGGGACGGCACAUGAAAAAUGUUGUGGUGGUUUCAUCUGGAUUUUUGCUUUUAUUCACUGCUACUGGAGGCCUGCUCAAUCUACAGAGCAGUCUGAAUGCUGAUGAGGGCCUGGGUCUGGCCUCCAACAGCGUGACCUUCGCCUCCAUCAUCCUGUCCUCCAUGUUCAUCACCCCGACUGCCAUCAGGUACCUGGGAUGCAAAUGGACCAUCUUUGCUGGGAUGGCAUGCAAUGUGGUGUACACCUUAGGAAAUUUGUAUCCAAGCUGGGCAACCCUGAUGCCCAGCUCAGUGAUUCUGGGGCUGGGGGAGUCUCCACUUUGGGCAGCCACUAGCACCUACUUAACAAUCAGUGGAGGACUGUAUGCAGUCGAAGAAAACAAGAAGAGUCAAGAUGUGAUCAACCAGUACUUUGGGAUUUUGUAUCUCCUCUACCAGUCCUCAGCAGUGUGGGGUAACCUCCUGUCCUCUGUGGUAUUAGGACAGGACCCCACAACUGAGAACAUCACACGUGAUGAUUUACUGUUCUGUGGAGUGGACAGUUGUGGAGUUCUCGAUGUUUCUCUUGGAAACUCCACCACCAGGCCAAAUGACAGACUGGUGUACACACUCUUGGGCUGUUAUCUAGGCGUGGGUGUUUUGGCGAUGUUACUGAUUGCUGUAUUCCUGGAUAAUAUUGACAAAAAAGAGAAACCAGAGGCAAUGAGCCAGCAGACAGAGACAUUUUGCAGCACACUCUUAGCCACAUUCAGACGACUAAGAGACAAGCGGCAAGUUCUCCUCAUACCAGUGACAUCAUACAUCGGACUGGAACUCGGCUUCCUGAGCGCAGAUUAUACAAAGGAUUAUGUAACAUGUGCCUUGGGAAUCCAUUUUGUUGGAUAUGUCAUGAUCUGCUUUGGUGUCACUGGGUCACUGUUCUCCUACGUGUUUGGGAGGCUGUCACAGUACAGUGGAAGACUGACACUUUUUAUCUUGGCUGCAGUCACGCAGCUCUCCUGUAUCCUGGUUCUUCUGCUCUGGAAGCCUAAUCAUGACCAGCUGCCCAUCUUCUUUGCUAUCAGCGGCCUGUGGGGAAUGGCUGAUGCUGUGUGGCAAACACAAAACAAUGCCCUUUAUGGAGUUCUCUUCCAUAGCCAGAAGGAGGCAGCAUUUGCCAACUAUCGUCUUUGGGAGUCCGUGGGAUAUGUGACAGCAUUCGCCUGCAGUUCUUUCCUUUGUGUGGAUGUUAAAUUGUACAUGCUUUUGGCUGUCCUUCUGCUGUCUGUAACUCUGUGCUGUAUUGUUGAGUAUGAGGAAUACAAAAACCCAACACCAGGAAUUGAGGAGGCCAAGUCUGUGGGGCCAGAAGACAAUAACCAUGUCGAUUUGAAUGUGCUAUAA